GCACUUGCAUUCUAAGUAGAAACAAAGAACAAGGAGAGUGAGAAUAACCAAGCUAAGUUGAGAUGGAACAAGAAGAAGUAGGAGAGGAUGCAAAAUGGGUAACCCAUUAUUGUAGUGAUCAUCAAAUAUUGUUGGUGGGUGAGGGUGAUUUCUCCUUCUCCCUUUGUCUGGCCAAGUCUUUUGCUUCUGCUUCCAACAUCGUAGCAACCUCUCUUAACUCAUUUGAUGAAGUUACAAAGAUGUACAAGAAUGCAAAGUCAAAUUUAGAUGACUUACAAAAUAUGGGAGCAUGCUUGUUACAUGGAGUGGAUGCAACCAAAAUGAAGCUCCAUUCAGAUUUAAAAAAGCAGAGGUUUGAUCGAGUUAUAUUCAAUUUUCCUCAUGCAGAUUAUUGGAAGGAAGAUGACCCAUUAAUUAUUAAGAUGCAUAAAGACCUUGUGCUUGGUUUCUUCAAGAACGCGAGUUGCAUGCUUCGAGCUGAUGGUGAAAUUCAUGUUAGUCAUAAAAUUACAGCUCCUUUUAGCAACUGGAACAUAGUGAAACUUGCUACACAAAGUUUUUUGACAUUGAUUGAGUGUGCUGAUUUUAAGAAAGAAGAUUACCUGGGUUACGACAAUAAGAGAGGUCAUGGCAAUAGAUGUGAUGAACCCUUUCCACUUGGUAAGUGCUGCACAUUUAAAUUUAUUUACAAUCCUAAAGCUACACGAAACCAUACGAAGAGAAAUCAAAUGGUGGUUACUAAACAACUGAAAAUUCUUCCAUUACAAGAGAUUAAGGAUGCUGUGGAGCUAUUGCCUACUUCAGUUCAUAACUUUUAUCCUCAUACAAGUCGCAUUCCAAAAAUGAAUGAAGUAGUAACAUCAAUAUUUGGCUUAACAAAUAGACACACUUCAAUCACUGGAGGCUACUUAAGUAAUGUGGGUGAAGUAUAUAGAAAAACUGCUCCUUCUGCUCUUCAUGGUGUGAACUUAGGACCUCAAAGAUCAUUGCAACCAAUGGAGCCAUUGCAAUCUUUGCAACCAUGGCCACAAUCAACUAAUGUUAGAUAUUCUGAUACAGACCGUGUUAGAACAAUAGAUACUAUUCCCUUAUCACUUGGUGCUAGAAAUGAAGGCUAUCAUGUCUGUGGUGGAAGCUCAAAUUAUUUGCAAGAAGCAUUUGGUAGAACAACAGCUCAAACGGCAAGUUAUUCUUUUGAUGGAGUAAGACCUGACUUUGGGAGAUACAUUGAUGAAAUACCAAGAAGGACUUUGAAUGGUAACAUCUAUGGUGGCUGCUCAAACUAUUUGAACGAAGAACUUGAUAGAACAGCUCAAAGAGAAAGUUAUUAUUUUGAUAGAGUUAGGUCUGACUUUGGGAGUUACAUGGAUGAAAUACCAAGGAGGACCUUGAAUGGUAACAUCUAUGGUGGCUCCUCAAACUAUUUGAAAGAAGAACUUGGUAGAACAGCUCAAAGGGAAAGUUAUUAUUUUGAUAGAGCAAGGUCUGACUUUGGGAGAUACAUUGAUGAAAUACCAAGAAGGACUUUGAAUGGUAACAUCAACUAUUUGAAAGAAGCACUUGGUAGAACAGCUCAAAGGGAAAGUCAUUAUUUUGAUAGUGUAAGGUCUGAUUUUGAGAGGUACAUUUGUGAAUUGCCUAAGAGGACUUUUCAGAGUGAGUUUCACCAAAUGAGUAUUUUGAUGCCAGAGACUGAUCAUAUCUUGAAUGAAAAGUGUACUAGAGGAAUUCUUUAUUAG
Messenger RNA from Abrus precatorius (Indian licorice), 1739 nucleotides. RefSeq lists its product as uncharacterized. Gene Ontology annotation, cellular component: cytoplasm. Gene Ontology annotation, molecular function: rRNA (uridine-N3-)-methyltransferase activity. Gene Ontology annotation, biological process: rRNA base methylation. The transcript is spliced from 3 exons. The record is from RefSeq and is a predicted model, not a curated record. The coding region runs from base 63 to 1739 and encodes 558 amino acids. Lineage: Eukaryota; Viridiplantae; Streptophyta; Magnoliopsida; Fabales; Fabaceae.